Hyla sarda is the source of this 3821-nucleotide messenger RNA. Its product is annotated as epsin-1-like. Gene Ontology annotation, biological process: endocytosis. The transcript has 11 exons. Bases 561 to 2510 code for a protein of 649 amino acids. The record is from RefSeq and is a predicted model, not a curated record. Gene Ontology annotation, molecular function: clathrin binding; phospholipid binding. NCBI's taxonomy places the organism in Eukaryota, Metazoa, Chordata, Amphibia, Anura, Hylidae. Gene Ontology annotation, cellular component: endosome; clathrin vesicle coat; plasma membrane.
CCUUCCUCUGGUUCUACUUCCGAGGGUGAAAGGGUGUAGGCUUUGAGGCGUAUACCGCUGUUUGCUGGCUGUGUAGCGGAGACAUUAGCAGGGAGGCCUCGGUCGAAUGAGGAGAAGCCCCAUCAUCCGGGAGCGGAGGGACAGCGGCUGGCGCAGGGUGCCCUGCUGACAGGUAGUAGGUGCUGCCGGGGUUAUCGUUGUCUGAUGUGACGGACGCUGAUCGGGAGAGGUGACUGCUAUUUCAUUGCUGACCUGCAGUAUGCGGAGCGGAGGCUAGAGCAUGACAGCGUCUGUCCUGUGUGCUGGUUCCGCCUCCGCCCCCGGAUGUGGCUUUAAUAUAUUUACAAUGCCAAGAGCUGUCAGUGUUGGAAAAUAUAUCAGGACAUCUUAGCCCACUGAAAAAAGCAGGAGGUAUUUCUCUUGGAUGCCCUGAAAACUUUAUCACUGGGCCUUCAUUGUUGCUGUAUACAAUCUGCAGAAAGAAAUUUGCUCUAUAACUUAUAUAAACUGUGGAAUUCGAACCCUAUUCAUUACAUUCAACGGCAAGAAAAUCACGCACCAUGUCUACCUCCUCACUCCGCCGCCAGAUGAAAAACAUUGUCCACAACUACUCUGAAGCUGAAAUCAAAGUUAGAGAAGCUACAUCGAAUGAUCCAUGGGGCCCAUCCAGCUCUCUCAUGUCUGAAAUUGCAGAUCUCACGUAUAAUGUGGUGGCAUUCUCUGAAAUUAUGAGCAUGAUAUGGAAGCGGCUAAAUGACCAUGGAAAAAACUGGAGACACGUCUAUAAAGCUAUGACUCUAAUGGAGUAUCUUAUAAAAACUGGCUCAGAGCGGGUAGCACAACAGUGCAAAGAAAACAUAUAUGCUAUUCAGACACUGAAAGAUUUUCAAUAUGUGGAUAGAGAUGGGAAGGACCAAGGUGUGAAUGUUCGAGAAAAGGCUAAACAACUGGUGUCUCUACUGAAGGAUGAUGAAAGGCUGAAGGAAGAACGGACACAUGCCCUGAAGACUAAGGAGAAGCUAGCACAAACAUCUACAUCUUCUUCGGCCUCAUCAACACUGAAUCCAGCAACAGAAGCAGAGCAGGCCUGGCCUCAGAGCAGCGGAGAGGAAGAACUUCAGCUCCAGCUAGCUCUGGCCAUGAGCAAAGAAGAAGCGGAGCAGGUAAGAGCAAAGCCCCCUCCUGUGUCCGAAGAGGAAUUGCAGCUUCAGCUUGCACUUAGCUUGAGCAAAGAGGAACAUGACAAGGAGGAGCGAAUCCGAAGAGGAGAUGACCUCAGACUCCAGAUGGCGAUUGAAGAAAGCAAGAAGGAAGCGCCAUCUAAGCAGGAAGAGUCUUCCCUAAUGGAUUUAGCAGAUGUGUUUAGUUCCUCUCCUGUACCUACAUCAGACCCAUGGAGAUCAACAACAGCACCUACUUCAGAUCCUUGGUCCGGAGUAGUAAACACUUCUACUGCAUCAGCCGUGUCUGAUCCCUGGGGAGGGCCACCGGUGGCUACAGGUGCAAGUACAGACCCAUGGGGUGCUGGUAUUCAGACAAACAUUGCUCCUAGUGACCCCUGGGCAGGGACCCCAGCAGUUUCUUCAGCAGAUGCCAAAUCUGUGUCUGACCCGUGGAAUCCAGGAGGUGCUGCAACUACUGUUAGUGCCCAGAGCACUGAUCCUUGGUCUUCAAGUCCUUCUAUGGCAGCUAAGCAGACAACAGACCCUUGGACUCCAGCAGCAACCUUCUCCGAUCCCUGGGGAGGCUCUCCUUCUAAGCCACGUACAAAUGGGACUGUGGCCAGUACAACAUUUGACCAGUUCAUCAGUUCUGCAGAUAGAGAUGAGUUUUCCGAUUUUGACAACCUGAGGACUACCCUUCCCCAUUCAGGAAGCAGCACAGGUGAGCUGGAUCUUUUAGCUGGGGAAGUUCCAGUGUCUCGCUCACUUGGUUCAAAGAGUCCAGAUGCCUUUGACAUGGCAGCAAUGAGUGGUUCCCUCUCUGAAAGCUCCAAUCCUACACGGAAAACGCCUGAGUCAUUCCUGGGGCCCAAUGCUGCGUUAGUAGAUUUGGACUCUCUUAUUUCAAAACCCACCCUACAAAACACAAAAACCUCAAACCCCUUCCUAGUUACAGGGGCGACCAGUUCAGCUACAACAAAUCCAUUCCAGCCUAAUCAACAGUCAUCUCUUACGUUGAAUCAACUUCGUUCCAGUCCUGUGAUGUCAAUGGGACAGCAAGUGACACCUGCUGGACAAACCCCUGCAGCAAUUCCAUUUAGUUCUGUGUCACCCAUGGUAUCAGUGUCCCCUAUGGCCCAAGGAAUUCCUCUAGCCAAUGUGUCCCCAAUGGUUGGAAUGCAGCCUGUAGCUGGAGUGGUUGGCCUUCCAGUUGUUGCAGGGCCUCCUGGUGUUUCUCCCAUGGGUUUGUCUGCUAUGAUGCCUCCGCAGCAGUUGGUGACACAACCACUGGUACCAAAUCUAUCAGCACAAGCUGUGACUAGUACCACCAACCCUUUCCUAUUAUAACAGGCUGUGGAAUGAUUGAAUUUGUAAUGGUGAUGACGGGGGUGAUGGGUCAAACAUGGCAUCAUCUUGCUACCACCACAGAAUGUCCCUGUAAUUUACAUCUUUUGUGGCAACCCUGUAUUAGCAGCACCUUGGAAUUUUGUGUGUCUGCUUCCUUUUCACUGUGCCUCUGAAUACCAAGAAAUAGUAUUUUUACCCCUCCCCGUAGUACAGGUAAAGGUGUUUAGGUUAAAAACCAUAGCUUAAUAUUGUUUUCUGCAGGAUAAUUGAUAAUACGUAGUGUUAUGCCAGAAUUUUACUGUCUGAUAUUUUCAUUUACUGCCCCCUAAUCCUUUUUUGCAUUAAUAGCUGCACUUCACAGUAUGAUUGAUUGGUUUUGUUUGUUUCUGCCUCGUAGCAAUCCCAGGGGCUUUUGACUUGUGAGCCAAGCAGAACAUCUGUUUUUUUCCUUAUGUAAAAGGUAUUUUGCCUACUCUUUUACCGACAUUUCCAACCUGAUAUCCCCUACCCCCAUCUUUCACUUCAAUUCAACACAUUGGCCCUCAUUUACUAAGAGUUGAGUGUAGGUUUCUUUGUGGGUUUUAGUUCCCUACAAUUUAUUUUCCACGGUAUUUACUAAGGUUUCCCUACAUUUUCCACUUUCCCUACACUUUGCUUUUUUUUUUUUUUUACACAUGCUCUGAUCUGUCUGGUUUUCCUCAGCUCAAAUCCACCACAUUUUAUGUGGAAACCUUAGUAAAUAUGUUGGGUUUUUGUGAAAAUGUCGGGAACACGCCCCUUUUUGGAGACCAUGCCCCUUUUUCGUGUUUUUUUCAGCAAAAUGGAGAGUUAGUCGGGUUUUUUCAAUUCUGGCGCAAAAUCUGGUGCAGACAGAAUUUCUGGCGCAAUGCGACAGAAUCUGGCACACAACCCGACAAAACAUGUCAGGUUUGCAAUAGUAAAUGAGGGCCAUUGUUUCCUUUACCUUUCUUAUAACUACGGUGUUGGUUGGCUCUACUUGUAAAUACAGCACAUUGCUCUAGCAACUCUGUAUGAUUGGACCACAUUAGAAAAAUGCCCUAUUUAGAACAAUAUAUUGAUAUAACACUAAAAGGCUAGGCUCUGUUGAGCAGGAGAUUAAUGGGGGAUUUCUGGGUUGUAUUGCCAUAAUAGCAGGACAUUUCCUAUUUAUUAGAAUGAAUCUAUGAAUGCUGAUUAAGUGGAUUUUUAACCCUUGAGUUUAUUCCAUUUCUUUCAUAUUACCAUUACAAAUCAAAUCUGUGAUGUUGAUUUGUUUGAUGACCACUUAAUAAACUGAAGGCUUUGCUUGGU